GCGCGUCAUCGGCUUUGCAUUAAUUGCCUGCUUAAGAAACCUUAACCUCAUCAUCCAAGUAAAACCGACUGGUUAAAACCUACUCUCUAUCAAGGUAUGGCAUCAUUUGGCGAGGAAACCAAGACAUCUCCCGAUGCCGAACAUGUAGAACGAAAGUGUGGACUUGAUAUGAGCUACGUCAAGUCAAUAAAUGGAAUUUUGAAAGCUAAACAGAUUGGCUGGUCCUUGUUGGCCUUCACAUUGGCUUGUAUAGAGGGAAGUGGCAUAUCCAUCGUCUUCUUCAUCAUUGCCACUUUGUGCGGCUGGACCACAACAUUCGUCAUUUGGUUCAUGUUUUCCUCUCACACGUAUAAGAAAGUUACAAGAAUCAACUGGUUCUUAGCGGAUCUGGUCGUAAGUCUGGCAGCUUGUGUGCUAUAUGUUUGUAUCGGUAUUCCAGUCAUUAUCAGCCCGUUUUGUCCACUUUGCAUAGCAGCUGCGGUGUUUGGAUUUAUCGCAGUGGCGAGCUAUGGGCUUGGGCUCUGGUAUUCUUUCAAGAGGUGGAGGGAGAGAGUUAAGAAACGACAGAGCUCGGACAAGCCAGUACGCGGUCAGCUACUGAUCAUCACCGGUCAGCUAUUGACCGUCGCCACUGAAGAUUCCAAGGUCCAGCCAGUCGUAUCUCCAGUUCUCCACCUAAAGAGUGACGUCGUGGUAAACAAAAUGUUAGUCAAAAAAGGUUAUUAUACGGUUAGAAGCCCUGAAUGCCUUUGAAAGAUCACCGCACACUUCAUAACCAGACUAUAAGUAUUUUUACAUGAGAAAGAAUUGUAUUAGGAGUAGAUUCUUCCUUUUUAAAGUAUUUUAUUAUUGUAUGUAUAGCAGAUGAAAAUGCAGGGUAUACUAUAGACUGUCCUAUAGACUGGUUUACUAAUUCAUUCAAAUUGUUUGCAUACUUUUCAAACAAAAGUUGUUCAUUACAACCUGAAUGCUUGCCUGACAUAGCAACAAAUAACGUAUGCGGACUGGAUUCCAAGUAUUGUAGUUCAUUCAUUAAUAACAGGUUAAUGGAAUACCUCGUCACUAGGUCCCCAGGAAAGAAACAUUUAUAAAUUUGAACAUGUUAGUAAAGCGGUCUAUUGAGUUGCAGUUGGUUGUCUGUCAUGUGACUUGAAUGAUGUCACCUAGAUUUACUGCCCAUUGUGCAUUUUUCCCAGACUUGGAGGCUAAAAACAUCCAAAAUCUCAACAUUGCUAUUCAUAUGACUAUUUGCCUAAUGCAAAGAUUUAGAAAGAAUCUACAUUUUGAAAUAUUCACAUCUCAAUCUAAUACUACAGCAAUUUCUACCCGAAUGAUGUUGCGGUUGGUUUGUAAAUUGUGCGGUGGUCUUAAUGUCAAAACCAACA
Messenger RNA from Strongylocentrotus purpuratus (purple sea urchin), 1385 nucleotides. RefSeq names its product CKLF-like MARVEL transmembrane domain-containing protein 4. The coding region runs from base 97 to 753 and encodes 218 amino acids. The record is from RefSeq and is a predicted model, not a curated record. The transcript has 4 exons. Gene Ontology annotation, cellular component: membrane. NCBI's taxonomy places the organism in Eukaryota, Metazoa, Echinodermata, Echinoidea, Camarodonta, Strongylocentrotidae.